This is a messenger RNA of Raphanus sativus (radish), 1188 nucleotides long. RefSeq names its product basic leucine zipper 24. The coding region runs from base 331 to 897 and encodes 188 amino acids. The record is from RefSeq and is a predicted model, not a curated record. Gene Ontology annotation, molecular function: RNA polymerase II cis-regulatory region sequence-specific DNA binding; DNA-binding transcription factor activity, RNA polymerase II-specific. The transcript has 4 exons. NCBI's taxonomy places the organism in Eukaryota, Viridiplantae, Streptophyta, Magnoliopsida, Brassicales, Brassicaceae. Gene Ontology annotation, biological process: DNA-templated transcription; regulation of transcription by RNA polymerase II.
AAACCAUGAGAAAAGUCUUUGUUAUGUUUUCAUACGCUAACAAGUUGACAAUUAACAUUAAAGAACCAAUUCUCUCUUUUUCGUUAGAAUAUUUAAUUGCGAUAAGAUAUGGUAAAUGGUUUAUGCCUCUUCCAGUAAGGUUUAUUCCAUCAUAAUUUCAGGUCAUCAAGACCAGGUAAACCAUCGUCGGCUUUGUUCUCCUCAAAAUCAAAAUCAUAUCUACCUUCCGUUGUUGCAAGGAACUCAUGAGGAGACCAACAAGUUUCUAGCUUUGAUUCUCUAGAACUGGUGUUUCCUUUGAAGAUCUGGAGUUUAGAAUCAAAGAUAUAUAUGGAUGAGGAAGAAGUAGAGGCUUGGGCUCGAGCAUCAGGAGGAUGUAGUCACACUCACAGUUGCAACCCUCCAGGACCAGAGAAUGCUUCUCACUCACACACAUGCUUCCAUACUCACACUCAUCUCAUCAUCCCUGAUUCGCAAGAGAAUGGUUAUUCUGAUGGCAGCAACAAGAGGCGGUCAUGUGGGAACAGAGAGGCAGUGAGGAAGUACCGGGAGAAGAAGAAGGCUCGCACAGCAUACCUUGAAGACGAAGUCAAGAGACUGAAAUCUAUGAAUGAGUUCUUGCUUAGAAAGCUUCAGAGUCAAGCAAUUGUGGAAGCUGAAAUCAUCAGACUCCGGACUCUUCUGGCAGAGAUGCAGGGAACAAUUGAUGAUGAACUCGGAGGUUUCUCCUUUCAGAAGCAAUGCAACGGUUCUGAUUUUGUGUUCAAAGAAGAUGGAUGCAACGUAACAACAAGGAAUAUGAUGUGUGAAGUGGCAAGAGUAGAAUGCGAGGAGGGCAAAACACUUCAUGAACCUGUUCACUCUUUUGUUCCCCAUUCACCACCAUUCUCACGUUAAGGCUUUCACAGGUUGUGGUAUUGUGUAUAUAUACAUACGGGUUCAGUUAGGGGGAUAGGUUGGGUUCCAACACAGUUAACAUAUACACAGAUUGCAGCUUAUGCCACAUGUCUAUUUUGGAGGGUACCAAAAACAUAUUUGAUUAGAUGUAAUUUGAGUUGGAAUGAGAAGGACGAGGAGGAUUGUAGUUGUAUAUGAUGAUGAUUGUGGGCUUGAAAGAUCUUUUGGGGUCCGUAUUUAGAUUCUCUAUGUGUGGGCAUGGUGAGAACCCAAACAUACAAGGAUAAGGUA